Panonychus citri (citrus red mite) is the source of this 1719-nucleotide messenger RNA. Its product is annotated as cytochrome P450 2C15-like. Gene Ontology annotation, molecular function: iron ion binding; heme binding; monooxygenase activity. Bases 139 to 1635 code for a protein of 498 amino acids. Lineage: Eukaryota; Metazoa; Arthropoda; Arachnida; Trombidiformes; Tetranychidae. The transcript has a single exon. The record is from RefSeq and is a predicted model, not a curated record.
AGACAAGUACUUGUGCUUAUCAAGAUUGAGAUAAAUCAACAAAAUGAGCUUGUGAUGUUUACAUUUGAAUUCUGGGAAUUCAUUCAGAGUUCUGAGCUUACUUUACCUGUGUCGAUCUAUUAAUAUUUAAAAGUGAUAAUGUUCCUAGUCGAUUAUUUUGAACUUACUAACCCUCUAAUAAGUAUCAUCACUGGACUUUCAUUUUUCGUAAUUUUCAAUUAUUUGGUAUCACAAGUUAAUCGUUUAGUAAGAUUACCCAACGGACCCUGGGGCUAUCCCAUUGUUGGUUACUUACCUUUCAUCAAAGAUGAUAUUUAUCUGGUAUUUGAUAGACUGGCCAAGAAAUAUGGACCCGUUUUCAGUCUGAAAUUAGGUAAACAUGACACUGUAGUUAUUUGUGACUGGGAACAUCUUAAGGUCGCUUUCGCUGACGAGGCCUUAUUGGCUCGACCUCAUGAGAAUUUCUAUGCUGGAUUAAUCGAUGAGAGUUCGUUUAUCGAAAUGUCUGGUGACCCUUGGCGUGAACAUCGACGACUUUCAAUACAAAUUCUUCGUGAUGUCGGUUUUGGUAAAAGUACAAUGGAAACUUUGAUCACCAGAGAAAUCGAUCAAUUCUUACCAACAAUUGAAGGAGAAAAAAUCGAUUUUACAAAAAAGAUAACACCAAGUGUAUCGAAUAUAAUUUCGUGCUUUUUAUUUGGUCAAAACUUCGAGUAUUCUGACCCAUAUAAGAUUGAAUUGGAUGAACAAAUGGAAAAAUUGGGCCAAGUCUUUGAGUUUACUGGAAUUCAAGCAUUCUUACCAUGGCUGACCAGGAUUCUUUCUUAUUUUAAAGUCGCAAAUUUGGAGCAAAUCAAACGAGCAAUAAAUGAUUCUGAUAAUUUAGUCCAGGAAAAAAUUGACGAACGCAUGAAAAGCUAUUCACCAUCAACUGAAAUCGUUGAUUAUAUCGAUGGGUAUCUACAAGAAAAAGAGAAACGCAAAGCGAAAGGUGAUCAUAUCUUCAAUUUCAAGAUUCUGAAAAGAAAUGUAACUGAAUUCUUUGGUGCUGGUUCGGAAACUGUCGCUACUACUUUAUCAUGGACCAUGAAUUAUCUUGUCCACUUCCCAGAAUAUCAGGAAAAAAUUCGUUCCGAGAUAAGUGAGAUCACUGGUUAUGAUCGAAAACCCAAUUAUACCGAUCGAAAUCAAAUGCCUUUCACUAUGGCUUUUCUCUACGAAACUCAACGAAUUGGAUCUGUUAUUGCAUCCAAUUUACUUCGCCGUGCAUCUCGCGAUACGAAAAUUGGCCAAUAUACUAUACCGAAAGAUACAUUGGUUAUAUUCAACUUAUGGAGUAUCCACCGGGAAGAAAAACUUUGGCCUGACCCAGAGAGAUUCGACCCGAAUCGCUUCUUAACCGACAAUGGAACCAAGGCAUUCAAGCCUCCCUAUUUGGUACCAUUCGGUGCUGGCAAACGAAAUUGUUUAGGUGAAGGCUUAGCUAAUGUGGAACUGUUUUUGUACAUUGUUAGUAUAUUACAAAGAUAUCGAAUCAAGUCCGAGAAAAUAGAUCAUAAUCUCUGUUCAGAGUCGAUCUAUGCUGCAGCAAGAAGACCAAAAUGUUUGCCACCAUUGACAUUUGAAAGACUUUGAUAAUAAUGAAAGUUUAAAUUGAUAGACAAGACACAAUCAAAUUCAAAUUAAAAAUAAACCUUCAAUUUUUAUUUUCUUUCACAA